AUGGUUGGAUCUGAAAAAGCUAUUAUUGAAAGCGAAAAAAUUACUGCACAACAAAUCGAACACGGUGAAGCCACGACUGAAUUGAAUGCUGAUGAGCUUCUGCUUCAAAAAUUGGGUUACAAGCAGGACUUGAACCGCUCGAUCUCCGCCUUUUCGAACUUUGCAAUUGCAUUUUCAUGCUGUUCUGUUCUAUCAGGUUUGACACCCAUGUGGGGCGACGCCAUGAUUGAUGCAGGCUCUAUGGGCGUCAUCUGGGGUUGGCUCAUUACAGCAACCUUCACAAUGCUGGUCGCCUUGUCCUUGGCUGAAAUUUGCAGUGCCUAUCCCACAACAGGUGGUCUCUACUUUUGGGUGUCUCGUCUUGCCACUGCUGAUUGGGUUCCUCUUGCCUGUUGGGUUACCGGUUGGUGUAACUGGAUUGGUUUAUGCUUUGGUAUCUCCUCAGUUGAUCUAGGUUUAUCUCAGUUUAUUGCUGGUGUCGUCUCUGUAUGGGAUCCUGAGGGUGAGCCUCUCUCUGUCUAUGCCCAAUACGGUAUCUUUGUUGGUAUUCUCAUCAUCCACGGUAUCAUCAAUUCAGUCGCUGUCAGCUGGAAUGGUGUUAUGAAUCAAGGGGCUUUCUUUGCCAACAUGCUUGGUAUUGGUUUCAUUGUCAUUGUUGGCCUUGCGCUUACCAAACCUUUAGCCUCUGGCGAUUUCGUGUUCACUCAAUUCUACAAUGGCUCUGGCUUUGGAAGCAACGGGUUUGCUUUCUUGCUCGUUAUUCUUCAAUCACAAUACACACUCUCUGGUUAUGACAGUGCUGCUCACAUGUCAGAAGAGACCAAAAACUCUCAAAGUGGCUCUCCAUUUGGUAUCCUUGUGUCCGUUGCUGCCAAUGGCAUUUCUGGUUUAGUCUUCUUGAUUGCUAUUAGUUUCAUGGUUACUGACUUUGACCGCCAAAUUCUCAGUGAGAAUGCCAUCCAACCUCAAAUGGUCCAAGUCUUUUAUGAUGGCGUUGGUCCUGCUUGGACCAUGGUGUUUUUGAUUUUUGUCAUGAUCAGUAUCUUCUUUUGUGGUUCUGCCUUAUUGCUGGGUAGUUCUCGUAUGGUCUAUGCUUUUGCUCGUGAUGGUGCCAUGCCUUUCUCUAAGCAAUUGCACACCUUGAACAAGAAGACCCAGAGUCCUGUCAAUGCUGUCUGGAUGAACGUGCUUGUCGCUGGUGUCGUCGGUAUUCUCUAUAUGAUUAAUAGUACUGCUUAUGAAGCUAUCGUUUCUGUCAACACCAUUGGUUCUCAAAUGUCCUAUUUGGUCCCUAUUCUGCUUCGUAUUACUACAUCUCGUACAAAGUUUGUGCCCGGUCCUUUCAGUUUGGGUAAAUUCAGUAUCAUUUGCGGUGUCAUCUCAAGCUGUUGGCUCUUCUUUACUUGUGCCUUGUUCAUUUGCCCUACUGAGGCACCCAUCACUCCUGAUAACAUGAACUAUGCAAUCGUUCCUUUCGCUGCCAUCAUGAUUUGCUCAAUGACUUACUUUUUCAUUUGGGGUCGCAAAUGGUUCACUGGUCCUGUUCGUGUCAUCGAUGGCCAAGAAGUCAUUCUUGAUGAUGAGUCUAUCAAUUCUGCUCACAUCAAGGAGUAG
Mucor velutinosus is the source of this 1614-nucleotide messenger RNA. RefSeq lists its product as uncharacterized. The transcript has 5 exons. Gene Ontology annotation, cellular component: membrane. The record is from RefSeq and is a predicted model, not a curated record. Bases 1 to 1614 code for a protein of 537 amino acids. Lineage: Eukaryota; Fungi; Mucoromycota; Mucoromycetes; Mucorales; Mucoraceae. Gene Ontology annotation, molecular function: transmembrane transporter activity. Gene Ontology annotation, biological process: transmembrane transport.